Propithecus coquereli (Coquerel's sifaka) is the source of this 4849-nucleotide messenger RNA. RefSeq names its product strawberry notch homolog 2 (Drosophila) (gene SBNO2). The transcript is spliced from 32 exons. The record is from RefSeq and is a predicted model, not a curated record. Gene Ontology annotation, cellular component: nucleus. Lineage: Eukaryota; Metazoa; Chordata; Mammalia; Primates; Indriidae. Gene Ontology annotation, biological process: regulation of DNA-templated transcription. Gene Ontology annotation, molecular function: chromatin DNA binding; histone binding. The coding region runs from base 132 to 4208 and encodes 1358 amino acids.
CCGUGCCACCGCAGGCUCUUCCCGGGGAGACCUCGGAUAUGACGUCGCCACCACUGCCGCCGCCACGGAGCACGAAGCCCAGAUAGACUUGCCGGCGGCCUCGGGUCCUGGAGCCCCCCAUCUGCUGCCCGAUGCUCGCGGUGCGGCCCACCAUGGACGGGGAGUACCCUCAGCACGAGCCCCCACCAGCGGGCAGCGUCCUGUACAGCCCUCCCCCCCUGCAGAAUGCCAUGCUGCACUACCCGUGGUGGAACCCCUUCUCGCCGCCGGCGUACCCAGCCUUCUCCAGCAGCAGCCACCAGUUCCUGAACUCUGCCUCCUUCCUGGGCGGCCCACCCUGCCCAGACACCGGCCACGCUCCCGUGGCCUCUGCCUCCAGCUUCCCGCCAAAGAGCAGUGACUUCCCUCAGGACUCCUCGUACCUCGAGGAUCUGUCCAACGCCUCCAUCUUCUCCUCCUCGGUGGACUCCCUGUCGGACAUCGUGGACACGCCCGACUUCCUGCCGGCCGACAGCCUCAGCCAGGUGCCCACCAUCUGGGAUGUGAACACCCCCUCAUCUGCCCACGACAAGUUGUUCCUGCCCAGCGGGCCAUUUCAGGGCCUUGAGGACCCCGUGCCUUCCCUCCCCAGCACCCCGCUUCUUGUCAGCUACCAGUCACAGAGUCAGCCGGAGGAGGAGGAUGAGGCGGAGGAGGACGAGGCGGAGGAGCUGGGCCAUGCUGAGACCUACGCCGACUACGUGCCAUCCAAGUCCAAGGUUGGGAAGCAGCACCCGGACCGCGUGGUGGAGACCAGCACCCUGUCGAGCGUCCCGCCCCCGGACAUCACCUACACCCUGGCCCUACCCUCCGACAGCGGGGCGCUGUCUGCCCUGCAGCUGGAGGCCAUCACCUACGCCUGCCAGCAACAUGAGGUCCUGCUCCCCAGUGGGCAGCGGGCGGGCUUCCUCAUCGGCGACGGGGCAGGCGUGGGCAAGGGCCGCACAGUGGCCGGCGUCAUCCUGGAGAACUACCUGCGCGGCAGGAAGAAGGCCCUGUGGUUCAGUGUCUCCAACGACCUCAAGUACGACGCAGAGCGUGACCUGCGGGACAUCGAGGCCCCCAGCAUCCCGGUGCACGCGCUCAGCAAGAUCAAAUACGGCGACAACACUACCUCAGAGGGCGUCCUCUUCGCCACCUACUCUGCGCUGAUCGGGGAGAGCCAGGCAGGCGGGCAGCACCGCACGCGCCUCCGGCAGAUCCUCGACUGGUGUGGGGAGGGCUUUGAGGGCGUCAUCAUUUUUGACGAGUGCCACAAAGCCAAGAACGCCAGCUCCACCAAGAUGGGCAAGGCCGUGCUGGACCUGCAGAACAAGCUGCCCCUGGCCCGGGUGGUCUACGCCAGUGCCACAGGUGCCUCUGAGCCCCGGAACAUGAUCUACAUGAGCCGCCUGGGCAUCUGGGGUGAGGGCACGCCCUUCCGGACCUUUGAGGACUUCCUGCACGCCAUCGAGAAGAGGGGUGUGGGUGCCAUGGAAAUUGUGGCCAUGGACAUGAAAGUCAGCGGCAUGUACAUCGCGCGCCAGCUCAGCUUCUCUGGCGUUACCUUCCGCAUCGAGGAGAUCCCACUGCACCCAGACUUCGAGCGCGUCUACAACCGUGCAGCCCUGCUGUGGGCCGAGGCCCUGGGCAUGUUCCAGCAGGCAGCUGACUGGAUUGGCCUGGAGUCACGCAAGUCCCUGUGGGGCCAGUUCUGGUCGGCCCACCAGCGCUUCUUCAAGUACCUGUGUAUUGCCGCCAAAGUGGGCCGGCUGGUGGAGCUGGCCCAACAGGAGCUGGCUCAAAACAAGUGUGUGGUCAUCGGGCUGCAGUCCACAGGCGAGGCGCGGACCCGAGAGGUGCUAGGGGAGAACGAUGGGCACUUGGACUGUUUCGUCUCAGCCGCCGAAGGCGUCUUUCUGUCACUAAUUCAGAAGCACUUUCCCUCAACCAAAAGGAAGCGGGACAGAGGAGUGGGCAGUAAGCGAAAACGGCGGCCUCGGGGACGCGGGACCAAGGCCUCCAGGCUGGCAUGCGAGGCAGCAGGCGUGAUCCGCAUCAGCGAUGACAGCAGCACUGAGUCGGACGCUGGCCUGGACAGCGACUUCAACUCUUCCCCAGAGUCCCUGGUGGACGAUGAUGUUGUCAUCGUGGACACCAUCGGGCUCCCCACGGACGACCGAGGGCCCCUGUGCCUGUCGCAGAGGGACCCGCACGGCCCAGGUGUCCUGGAGCGGGUUGAUCGGCUGAAGCAGGACCUGCUGGCCAAGGUGCGGCUACUGGGCCGGGAUCUGCCGCACAACACUCUGGACAAGCUCAUUGACGGCUUGGGUGGCCCCGCGCAGGUGGCCGAGAUGACCGGCAGGAAGGGCCGCAUCGUUUCCAGGCCAGACGGGACGGUGGCUUUCGAGUCACGGGCGGAGCAGGGCCUGUCCAUCGACCACGUGAACCUCAGAGAGAAGCAGCGCUUCAUGAGCGGCGAGAAGCUCGUGGCCAUCAUCUCGGAGGCCUCCAGCUCGGGCGUCUCCCUCCAAGCCGACCGCCGCGUCCAGAACCAGCGGCGCCGCGUGCACAUAACGCUGGAGCUGCCCUGGAGCGCAGACCGGGCCAUUCAGCAGUUCGGUCGCACCCACCGCUCCAACCAGGUCUCCGCGCCCGAGUAUAUCUUCCUCAUCUCCGAGCUGGCCGGGGAGCGCCGGUUUGCCUCCAUCGUGGCCAAGCGCCUUGAGAGCCUGGGUGCCCUGACCCAUGGAGACCGACGGGCCACUGAGUCUCGCGACUUGAGCAAGUACAAUUUUGAGAACAAGUACGGCAUCCGGGCUCUCCACUGCGUCCUCACCACCAUCCUGAGCCAGACGGAGAACAAGGUGCCCCUGCCCCGGGGAUACCCGGGGGGAGUCGCCGCCUUCUUCCGGGACAUGAAGCAGGGCCUGCUGUCGGUCGGCAUCGGUGGGCGGGAGUCCCGGUCAGGCUGCCUGGACGUGGAGAAGGACUGCUCCAUCACCAAGUUCCUGAACCGCAUCCUGGGGCUGGAGGUGCACAAGCAGAACGCGCUGUUCCAGUACUUCUCCGACACCUUCGACCACCUCAUCGAGGCAGACAAGAAGGAGGGCAAAUACGACAUGGGCAUUUUGGACCUGGCUCCUGGCAUUGACGAGAUCUACGAGGAGAGCCAGCAGGUGUUCCUGGCCCCUGGGCACCCGCAGGACGGGCAGGUGGUCUUUUACAAGAUCAGCGUGGACAGAGGCCUGAAGUGGGAGGAGGCAUUCACCAAGUCACUGGAGCUGACAGGCCCCUAUGACGGCUUCUACCUCUCGUACAAGGUUCGCGGCAAUAAGCCCAGCUGCCUCUUGGCCGAGCAGAACCGCGGCAAGCACUUCACCGUGUACAAGCCCAACAUUGGCCGGCAGAGCCAGCUGGAGACCUUGGACAGCCUGUGCCGCAAGUUCCACCGGGUCACUGCGGAGGCUGCCAAGGAGCAUUGGGAGAGUAACUACGUCUUCUCGCUCACGCACUGCAGCCACACCGCGUGGAACCGGCACUGCCGACUGGUGCAGGAGGGCAAGGACUGCGUGCAGGGCCUGCGGCUGCGGCACCACUACAUGCUAUGCGGGGCGCUGCUGCACGUGUGGGGCCGCAUCGCCGCCGUCAUGGCUGACGUCAGCAGCAGCAGCUACCUGCAGAUCGUGCGUCUCAAGACCAAGGACAAGAAGAAACAAGUGGGCAUCAAGAUCCCAGAGGGCUGCGUGCGCCGCGUGCUGCAGGAGCUGCAGUUGAUGGACGCUGACGUCAAGCGCAAGGCGCGGGGCCAGGGCUUCCCUGCACCACCCAACCUGCGCCCGCUGGCGCUGCCCUGUGGGCCCGGCGAAGUCCUGGACCUCACCUACAGCCCGCCUGCCGAGGCCUUCCCGCCUCCCCCGCACUUCGCCUUCCCCCCGCCGCUGCCCCUGGACCCCAGCCCUGGGCUGUUGCUGGGCGCCCCUGACGGCCCUGCCGACCCAGCAACCCUGGCGCACCAGGGCUGCGACAUCAACUUCAAGGAGGUGCUGGAGGACAUGCUGCGCUCCCUGCAUGCGGGGCCGGCGGCAGAGGCGCCGGGCCCGCUGGGGGAUGGUGUGGGUGCAGCGGGGGCUGGGGGCCUGGAACGGAGGAGCGUCAUUCAGUUCAGCCCGCCCUUCCCAGGUUCCUAGGCUGGGUUCCUCUCCACACCUAUCUUUAUUUAUCUGUAACGUGCCCAUCUCCCAGGGACAGUUCUCUACUACCGCGGCCAGCAGAGCCUGCGGCCUCGCUGCAGUGCCUUCCACACCCAGACCGGGCCGGCCCUGGAAGGUCUGGUGGAGCCGGCACAUGGAUGCUGCCGGCCCUGGGCCCUCACGCCCUGCCUGGGGGCCGCUGCUGUGUGCUGGCCCCACUCAGGAUGCCUAGGGGGCCAGGGGCCCAAGGCAGGGGCUGGGGGCCGGGCCCUCUCUGUGCCUCUCCCUUCUGCCCCCCAGGAAUGGGCAAGGGGCUCUGGGCCCCAGCUCUACCCCACCCACCUACCUACAAGGGAUGGUCAGGCCCCAGCCUCUGAAAUCCAUAACUGGGUGGUCCCAAGAGCUAGAAACUCAGGAAACCCCAGGUGCUCAGGGCCCCGCCUUCUGGGGGCCUCUGUGGGGCAGACCCCCAUUAAUAUAUGCAAUUCUUCCUCCCCCACCCCAUCUCUCUGCUCCCUAAAUUAUUGCCUGUCCACCUCUCCAGGUCUCCGGAAUCUGCCCGAGGAGCUGGCGGGGUGGGCAGCCCUUUGGUUUCUACAUGUAUUUAUAAUGAAUUCUAAUGUAUAUAUGUAAAGAGA